AUGGCAACUGGUGGUGGUGGUGACUCUCCGUUGAUGGAUAAAGGUAAGUCAGAUUUUGUAGGCCAAGGGUUCUCAAUAAGGGAAGCCACCAUAGAGGAUCUCCAACUUGCUUUCAAGCACAACCAGCUCACCUCAAGGCAACUUGUCCAAUUUUACCUUGGAGUAAUCACCAGACUCAACCCUUUCCUCAAGGGGGUCAUAGAAAUGAACCCGGAUGCGCUUGACCUUGCCGAAAAGGCUGACUACGAGCGCAAGACCAAGCCACCAUCUGUGCCACUCUCUAAGUUGCAUGGCAUUCCCAUUCUGGUCAAGGACAACACUGCAACCAAGGACAAGUUGAACACCACAGCUGACUCUUAUGCUCUGCUUGGCUCUGUUGUGCCCCGGGAUGCUGGCGUGGUGACCAAGUUGAGGGGGCCUGGGGCCAUCAUACCGGAAAGGCCAGCUUGA
Messenger RNA from Prunus armeniaca (apricot), 450 nucleotides. NCBI's taxonomy places the organism in Eukaryota, Viridiplantae, Streptophyta, Magnoliopsida, Rosales, Rosaceae. The record is from the annotation of a GenBank genome assembly.